ACCAGCACACAGAAUGCCGGUGAAGGAGCAACAGCAGAAGAAUCUACUGCAAAAGUGAGUGAACUCUCGGCGACCACACCGUCUGCUAAUACUAAUACUGUCUCCUCUGAGUCUCCGGAUCAAACGAGUCAAAGUGGACCCAAUGAUGCUACGGAACAAUCGUCUUCUUCAAGCACGAACAGUGUAACUGAAGCAGCAACCCCCACUCCAUCUCCUCCACCCAAUCCAGAGAUCACCUCUAUUGCCUCUGCAGUGCAGAAGAACAGACCCAAUGUUGACAGCAGUGUCAGUCCUGUGUGGAUGCGCACUGCAGAACCAUUACUGAUUGUGGCUUUGUUGUUCUCUGUUACCGUGUACUGA
Messenger RNA from Trypanosoma theileri, 360 nucleotides. RefSeq lists its product as uncharacterized. The record is from RefSeq and is a predicted model, not a curated record. The annotation marks the transcript as partial. Lineage: Eukaryota; Euglenozoa; Kinetoplastea; Trypanosomatida; Trypanosomatidae. The transcript has a single exon.